AAUAUUUCUAUAAUAAUAAUAGCCCCACGAUACAAUAUAGCUCCAGUGCGCAUACGCCUUUAUUUUGGCGCUCUUGGCUUGCCGUAGUAUUUAUAUCCAAUGUAGCCAAUAUGGCGUCCAACGAUUAGCCAGUUAGCUUGACACCGCCAAUUUUUUACUAUUAUUGUCAUUUUAAGUACAUUUGGAAGGAAUAUAUCAGCGUAAUUAUGAAGAGAUGGAGUUUCUAAUAAUGUGAAGCAGUUUAAAAGUUAGUAAACUGAGUGUAUUGUGGGUGUAAAUAUGAUAUUUUCUUACCGAGACGUGAAACGGUCAGUGUGCUAACCCGGUUAGCUCGCCGUUAGCUCCGUCUGACCGGGCAGCCGGUCUAACGGUUAGUAACGGCCGGUGUAACCGUUAGUAACGGUCAGUCCGCAGCGCUAUGACGGAGGUGGAGGAGCUGCGGCCCGUGCCCCGGGAGCGCGCCAUCCUGGAGAGCUUCUUCACGCAGCUCGGCAUGUUCUCCUUCGACCGGGCCAAGGACUACGUGGAGAAGGAGAAGGACAGCCGGAGCGCCGGGGCCAUCUGGGCCGCGCUGCUGGCCGCUCUGGCUCACCUGGCCGCCGCCGAGAAGGCCUACCACCACAUGACGUUCCUCGGGCAGAAAAUGGGCGGUCAGUCCUUCUUCAGCCGUAAAGACUCCAUCCGAACCAUCUACACCUCUCUGUACAACGAGCUGAGGAAGGUGGUGACCAUGGGGCGCCACAGCCAGCCGGGCUCCGCCUCCUACCUGGAGGACCUGCUGUCGCACCUGUCGGAGCAGCUCUGCCACUUCACGCAGGCCCGCAUGGAGAUGGCCGACCUGUACGAGAAGAUGCACUCGCUGGGCAGCCAGAAGAACAUCAACUCUGACGAGCUGGUCACCACGCUGGAGGCCGUGCUGCACAAAUACAGCUCCAAGUUCCACCACCCGAUCCUGGGCCGUGUGGAGGAGGGCUUCCAGACGGAGGUGGACGUGGUGACCCAGCUGCUGCGCUGCCAGGCCCAGGUGUCCGAGUGGUACUUCCUGCCGGCGCUGCUCAGCCUGCACGGCGCCAACUCCAAGCUGAUCGCCUGGGGCCAGCUGUUCCAGCGGCAGAAAGAAACCCGCAAGCACCUGUUCGGCGGCCAGUCCCAGAAGGCCGUGCAGCCGCCGCACCUCUACGUGUGGCUGCAGCGCUUCCAGGCCGUGCUGCUCGCCAAGUUCAGCUUCUACUUCCACGAAGCGCUGAGCCGCCAGACGCCGCCGGCCGACAUGAGGGCGCUGACCGCCCGCACCGCGCCGGACUACCACGGCAAGAUCUGCUCCUUCAUCCGCAAACACGACGCCAGCAACGUUUCGUUAGUGUUCGACAACCGCGGCUCCGAGAGCUUCCAGGGCCACGGCUACCACCACCCGCACUCGUACCGGGAGGCUCCGAAGGGCGUGGAGCAGUUCCCGGCGGUGGUGUCGCUGCCGUCGGGGGAACGCCCGCUCACGCACUGGCCCAACGUCAUCAUGAUGAUGGGCGACCGCGCCGCCGAGCUCAACACGCUGGACAAGGUGGUGCACUUCUACGACGACAAGGUCCAGAGCACGUACUACCUGACGAGACCCGAGCCGCACUUCACCCUCGUGGUCAUCUUCGACGGCAGGAAGUCGGAGAAGGAUCUGCACAUCGCCGCCUUCCUGCAGGAGAUCUCCAGCUCCCUGAGGAACUCCAAACCCUUCAGCACCCUCAAACCCGGAUCCAAGGGCUGAAGGGAGGAGAAGGUCAUCUCACAGAUAGAUAAAACGUUUACAUCUUAUUUUGAAAGACUCGUUUACUGUGGACCAGCUUCCUGUUGGUUUCCUUUUCGUUGCUCUGAAUUUUCUCAUUUUUGCCAAAAAUGUUCCAGACCAAAGAGAAACUCGUCUCUCUGAUUCAACAAAACACGCUGGAAGUGAUUAAUUUAAAGAAAGUGUUAAGGAUUUUAAUUAUUUUGCAUCAAUUACUGUUUUAACAUGUUUACUUUGUCUUUUUUAAUAGUUUAUAUAUUUAAUGUGCCUGAUACAAUUUAAAUAAAGUUGAUGAUUGAACUUCUGA
Molecule: messenger RNA, 2081 nt
Organism: Centropristis striata (black sea bass)
Lineage: Eukaryota; Metazoa; Chordata; Actinopteri; Perciformes; Serranidae
Gene: kics2
Product: KICSTOR subunit 2
Exons: 3
Coding region: 419-1756 (445 amino acids)
Biological process (GO): cellular response to glucose starvation; negative regulation of TORC1 signaling; cellular response to amino acid starvation
Cellular component (GO): KICSTOR complex
Source: RefSeq, a predicted model, not a curated record